Molecule: messenger RNA, 3477 nt
Organism: Astyanax mexicanus (Mexican tetra)
Lineage: Eukaryota; Metazoa; Chordata; Actinopteri; Characiformes; Acestrorhamphidae
Gene: gpr183b
Product: G protein-coupled receptor 183b
Exons: 1
Coding region: 142-1245 (367 amino acids)
Biological process (GO): G protein-coupled receptor signaling pathway
Cellular component (GO): membrane
Molecular function (GO): G protein-coupled receptor activity; oxysterol binding
Source: RefSeq, a predicted model, not a curated record
AAACAAACUUUUUUUUGUCUUGUUUUAUCUUGUCUUGUCUACAUUAGCCUUUACAAAGUCGUUUUCCAUAAAAAAAGAUCUUACAUUGCCUAUUUCUAUCGUUUCUUGCAGAGUAGUCAUCAUCAUCAUCAUCAGAAUCAAAUGACCAUGUCCGAUCCAGCCCUCAAUUCCACCUUGCUCGGUGCCAACUGCACCAAUCUGUACAACCACCGAGCGGUGGCACAGGUGCUCAUGCCCAUGGUCUACUCGGUCGUAUGCCUGCUGGGCCUCCUGGGCAACGCUCUGGCACUGCAGGUGAUUCGCUCCAACUGGAACAAGCUCAACUCCACCACGCUCUACUCGGCCAACCUGGCGGUGUCCGACCUGCUCUUCUGCCUGGCUCUACCUCUCAGAAUCAUCUACUAUGGCAUGGGCUUCAACUGGCUCCUGGGCGAGGCACUGUGCAAGCUAACGGCGCUGCUCUUCUACCUGAACUGCUACGCCGGGGUCAACUUCAUGACCUGCCUGGCGGUGGACCGCUUCUUGGCCGUGGUGCUCCAAAUGAGGCUGAGCAAGCUGAGGAAGGUGCAGAACGUGAGGUACAUUUGCUUGGUCGUGUGGUUGGUGGUGUUGGCGCAGACCCUACCACUACUUGGAAUGCCCAUGACCCAUAAGGAAAUCGACGGCAGAAUCACGUGCAUGGAGUAUCCAAACUUCGAGAGCGUCCAAGGCCUGCCGUACAUGCUGAUCGGUGCAGUGAUUCUGGGCUACGGAUUUCCUUUGGCGACUAUCCUCAUAUGCUACUCUGUGCUAUCUUACAAGUUGCAGCAAGCCGCAAAAGGGAACCACUUGACGGAGCGCUCUGGAAGUACUCACAAGGCCAGAGGAGUGAUCGCUGGUGUGGUCCUUGUGUUCGUGGUGUGCUUCAGCCCGUACCACCUGGACUUGUUGCAGUACAUGAUCCGGAAGCUCAUCUACGAUCCGGACUGCGGCGAGCUUCAAGCCUUCCAGAUUUCCCUGCACAUCACCGUGUGCCUGAUGAACUUCAACACCUGCCUGGAUCCGUUCGUCUACUUCUUCGCCUGCAAAGGAUACAAGAGGAAGGUGCUGAAGAUCCUGAAGCGGCAGGUCAGCACUUCUUUCACCAGCGUCGGACGGACUUCGCCUGAAAGUUCUGGCACCCACGAUAACUAUCUGCAUCAUCAACGAACCAAGAGCCGUCACCACAAGGACGUGGCACUGAGCCCUGUUGAGAACGGCUCCUGAACUUCUUGCUUGAAGACGUACUUCUUUACAGGUGAAGAUGAUGAGGUAGCCAAGUGUGGAGGACGGUUGGAUACGGUACAUAGUGGAUCAUAACAACGUUACUUGUGGCUCGAAAGAAUAUCUUCUAUAUAUUGUAACAUUUUUCCUCAAGGAGACAAUAUAUCGCCUGUUCUCAUCAGCCUCCAGUGGUUAGCUGUAUUGUUUAUAAUGACCAUAAGGGUCAACUGGUCAUCUGAAGGUGCUUCCUCUAUUACCCAUGUUGAACUUGAACACCUACCCAACAUCCCUGCUGAAAAAUCCAGAUCAAUCUUUUGCUGGUUGCUGGUCUAAUCAUGGUCUAAGCUGGUCUUCGACAGUCAAGCUAUUUGAAAAGCUGGUCAUCCAAGCUAAAACCUACCCUAUUGGUUGCAUAUAUAGUUGCAUGGUCAUACUGGUUGUCUAGCUUGGUCAAGUUAAUCAUGCUAGUAGAGCAGCUUAACCAUUAACCCUAUAUACUGGCCAAGACCCUCAGUAGCUUGACCAGAUCAUGCUGGAUUUCUCAGCAGGGCUGAUUUGCCAAUGUCUUCCAAUAUACUCCUCUGCAAGCUGCUAAAGUUUUGUGCUACAGGACUGUUUGUGCCUCCUAACACUGAUGCCAUUACCUAGAAAGGACUUUUUCCUUAAAACAAAGGUUCUCCAAAGGUUCUUUAUAAAAGGCAAUCAUGCAAAAGCAUAAAUAAUUAUUUGUCUGUAUACAAGAUUCAUAUUUCUGAACCCCAUAAACCCCAUUUCCCUCAAUUAUCUUCAGUUUCAUAUGCGUUGAAAUCAAACCCCGUGGGACUCCAUAGUUUUGGUGUAAGGAUUGCAAUCGAAUAACACAUCUAGGGUUUAAGAGGAUUCUAUAUAGCACGCCUCACGCCUUUAUAUAGAACACCCUUAUCAUACUGUAAUUUUAAAACCUACUUCUCUAUUUAGUCUCUGCUUAAAGAUCAUCGGCCAAUUGUAUGUUUAUUUAGUGCAAUUAGUCCUGUUUAACUGGAUUAAGUAGAGUAGAUAAACUUGCCCUAAACUUGUAUAUCCAAAAUAGCAAAUUUACAGGAGAAGGAAAAAAAAAAUUUUAAUGUAAAAAAAAAAAAAAAAAAAAAAAAAAAAAGGUAUUAUUCCAAGUCGUACUGUAAUGAUGUGCAGUAGGUAUUGUAAGUGCUUAUUUAAUGUUUAUAAAGUGACAGUGUCAUUCAAAAUCCUUGUUUCUACAAUAAAUAGCAACCUUACAGGAGAGGGCAAAAUAAAUCAAUGUAAAAAGAUUGAAUUCCAAGUCAUUUAGAAUCAUUUUAAUUGGUCUACUUAUCAUUACUUAAAAUAUUAACUGUCAGAAACUGUCUGAAAAAUGUAGAUACAAAGCUUUUUUUGACACUAUUAAAGAUGGUACAUACUGGUACAUACAGUACCAAACAAAUGUAUGGACACACCUCCUCUCAUUCAAUGUGUUGUUUUUUCUUUUAUGAUUUUUUUUACUGUAAAGCUAUACAGGAAAAUAUGGAUUUUAUAACUAAAACAGAAUCUGUUUUCUACUUUAGAUUCUUCUAAAUAAGCGUCACAUUUAUCUUUGAGGACAGAUCUGCACACUCUUGGUGAGAUUUUAAUCUCAGUGUCUUCAUGAGGGAGAGUCACCUGGAAUAGUUUUCUCAGCAUCUUGAAGCAAGGAGUUCCUGGAGGUGCUGAACAAUAGCUGCUGCUGCUUUUCCUUCACGCUGUGAAGCUCCAGCUCAUCCCAAUUAAAUCACCUCAAAUCACCAUCUCAGUUCAUCAGGUUUAGAUCAGGGGAUUAAUGUGAAGAACAAACACUUCUUUUUUUACAGUUUACUACGUACUUAAAUUUAAUAUGUGUCCCUUAAUUGUUUUCUUGCCUUUUAAUAUUAAUAUAAAAUAUAGAAAAUAGAAAUAAAUAAUAAAAACACUGAAUGAGAAGGCGUGUCCAAACUUCAGACUGGUACUGUGCAUUAAUAUUUUUUUUUAAGAAUAUGCUGUUACUGAACCAUUUUGUCUGCAUAUGAAAUAUUUGCAAUAAAUGCUGUAUAUUGUGAUACAUAAUACAGCUCUGAAAAAAAAAGAGACCACUUCAGUUUUUGAAUCAGUUUCUCUGAUUUUGCUAUUUAUAGGUUUAUGUUUGAGUAAAAUGAACAUCGUUGUUUAAUUCUAUAAACUACAGACAACAUUUCUCCCAAAUUCCCAAAAAAAGUACUUUUAUUUAGA